Eriocheir sinensis (Chinese mitten crab) is the source of this 2043-nucleotide messenger RNA. RefSeq names its product centromere protein L-like. Bases 181 to 1497 code for a protein of 438 amino acids. Lineage: Eukaryota; Metazoa; Arthropoda; Malacostraca; Decapoda; Varunidae. The record is from RefSeq and is a predicted model, not a curated record. The transcript is spliced from 11 exons.
GCCAUGUAUUGAAAUCGAAGCAGGACAAGUAAACGAUAGCGGUGAGUGAAAUAUAUAUAAAAAAAAUAAGUCAGCAAGUUGAACCUCUGCGAGCUAUUUUGCGGCUGCGAGAUGAUUCCCACAACACAGCCAAGCCCAACCUGUUCAAACGAGAGGCGGCCGACCAGCUUAUGAGACAAAAUGUCGGCAAGGACGAGUGGUAAAACACUGAGUGGGCGACAACAAGCCAGCAGAUCCCAUGAAGCUUCAGACUCACAAAGCAAAACUCAAAUCAGCACACAGGAGACUCCCAAGAGGAAGCUUCGUGGAAAAUCUAGAAAGAAAGAUGUAACACCAGACUAUCAGACUCCAGCCAGGCGAGAUACAAGGAGUAGUGAAAGGUCUGCAAGGAGAGCAUCCAGACUAUUUAGUGUGCCUCGCAGAACACCACGUAUGCUGGGGCGAGCCACACCCUACAGAACUCCUAGACUGGCCACAUUGCCACGGCAAAGAAUUACUGGCCCUUCUUCCGUAAAAAAGGCAGAUGCAAAAGUGUGGAAAGGGCAUCUUCAAGCACUUCUGAAUAAAACUAUGAAGAUAUGCAAUCUUAGUUCCUUGGCCAACUUCAAGUACAACAAUGAGAGACUAAGAGUGAAGUAUGAGAAGAUCUUAAAAAAUAGGGUGAUGGAAGUUUACCCAAGUGGACAAAUGGAAGUCAAGCUCACUACUACUUCCUGCCUCUCCUGGAAGUCAUCUGUUGUGGAUGCUGUUUGGCUUGAAGUGACAUCAUUAUUUCCCGGGGACACUCCUGGCGAGGAUAAGUUGGUAGUGGUGUACAGUGCUUGGCUGUUUCGUACAGUCAGUGUCCAGAGUUCCAGUCUGGAAAAUGUGGACUGGUUGCCUGUCAUGCUUUACUCAGGACGAGAGUUAAUUCAUCAAGUGGUUGUGAAUUGGCUGCAGGGGUCAUUUGAAUGCUAUGUUGCACGAUCUGGAAUGCAACAAAGUGACUUCCUCUGGAUUGCAGGUGUUUGGACUAGCAACAACUGUCUUGACUCAUUUCAUAGCCAAGGAGAUGCCAAAGUAGAAUUCACCUAUAUGAUUAUCUCACCACCUGGCAUGAGCAACUUCUCCAAUCCAAAUGAUAGGGGGAGGCCUAGAAUUGUUAUCAAGGUUCUACUUAAGGAUGUUCAUGAGGUUUGGAACAGAAUGGUGGACAGCAGCAAGAAUGAGGUGACCAUAGAAGACCUACAAGGAUAUUUAUCUGCAAUAAACAGUAUGGCAGCUUCACUCACUGGUUUGCCCAUGUCACUACUAAGGCUACAUCAUCUACAAACUCCUUGUGUUACCCUCAGCAGCAGUGGAAAGGUGCGACUGAUGUGUCAGCGGAGCGUCACAUCAGUGAUCCAGAGUUUUUUGGAUGUCUUCCUCCAGAGAACUACUACUUAUAAAUCAGAGAACUAUUUGCAGGAUCUGGACCAGGCUGACAGCAUUGCAGAACUGAACAACAAUUAUGAAUGAAUCUGACUGCAUGGAGACAUUAUGAAGUGUAUAGUGAUCACAUUGACCAAUUUGUUGAAUUUUUGUCAAAAUAUUUUAUUCUUUGGGGAAUUUUACAGUAAUAGUAAAUUAAAAUAGAUUUCAAGUUUUUACAAUUAUGUUUGGAUUUUCUGAAAGAACUUUUUCUUUCUGGGAGAGUGUCUCGUAUCUUGGGUAGCACUUGUUUGCCACCCUCUUGACAUGGUUCUCAGACUUGCAGCCAAGGAAUUAUUGCUGCCAACACCCCAGACCUUAUUCAUUUUCUCAUUUAAACCAGAAGUACUAGGAUUUGUUAUUGAAUAGAUACAGGGGUUAAUGAAGGCUACUGUGACCACACCCCAACUCUUUCGUCAGGCUCACACCCAUUUCCACCAACACCUCAUCAAACUCAUGAAAGCUGACCCUUACAACUACAGUAAACCCUUUCCAUAACGAACCAUUUGGGGGAGUGGGGUGACAUUUUAUCCAUCUUGAGGACUGAACUUUGAAAGCUAAAUAAAAAAAUAAUAUUUUAUAUAUAUAUAUAUA